Messenger RNA from Mangifera indica (mango), 2675 nucleotides. Its product is annotated as mechanosensitive ion channel protein 8-like. The record is from RefSeq and is a predicted model, not a curated record. Bases 94 to 2478 code for a protein of 794 amino acids. NCBI's taxonomy places the organism in Eukaryota, Viridiplantae, Streptophyta, Magnoliopsida, Sapindales, Anacardiaceae. Gene Ontology annotation, cellular component: plasma membrane. Gene Ontology annotation, biological process: transmembrane transport; monoatomic anion transport. The transcript has 5 exons. Gene Ontology annotation, molecular function: mechanosensitive monoatomic ion channel activity.
UUUGUGAAAUAUUUUAGGUUCCCUUGCAAACCUUGAGGUGAAAAAGAGCUAUAAAUGGGUAGCUGUUCUCUAAGUAACAUCUAAAUUAUUUUAAUGGAACGCCCUCUGUUAAGUUCCUGGAAAGAAAAACGUCCACAAGGCCUGGAACAAGAGCAACAACCUCCCUUGUUUCACCACAAAAACUUUCACAUGGCCCAGUCUCUUGAUUCCGGAGACAAAGCAGACGUAGUUGUCGAGAUUGAGAAUGAGAACGAUACGGGAAAAGAAAUUGACAAUGCUUCAAAACCCAGCUCUGAAGCUCCAAGAAUUAGCUGGCCUCCAGGUCCGGUCAAUAAAUCCAGAGUUUCAUUUGAACAAGUAUUUACGGAAGCUGUUCGGCAGAGAAGAAAGGACUUGCCUUUGCAACCCAAUGAAACAAGUCAACAGUCUUCAGGUUCGCGUGUACCAGAUGUGUUGAUGGGAAGUCCAAAUAUAUCUCGAAAAAACACAUGGAGAUUUUUGGUGGACAAGACAAACUCUAGAUUAUCAGACCCACCCGAGGAAGAAUAUGAUACGUCUGGAAAAGUUGACGAACAUGAAGAUGAUAUUGAAGACAUUCCAGAAGACUUAAAAAAACUGAAGUUUAAUGCAUUGAGCAUCCUUCAAUGGGUAAGUCUUUUUUUUAUUAUAGGGGCCUUAAUCUGUAACCUUUCGGUUCCUGUUAUAAAAAGGCAAAAACUGUGCGAUCUUCCGUUAUGGAAAUGGGAGAUUCUUCUUUUGGCUGUAAUCUGUGGACGUUUAGUCUCUGGUUGGGGAAUUCGAGUUGUUGUGAUCUUUCUUGAACGUAAUUUUCUUUGGCGAAAACGUGUUCUGUAUUUUGUUUAUGGGCUUAGAACGGCCGUGCAGAAUUGUCUCUGGCUGGGACUAGUUUUGUUUGUAUGGAACUGUAUCUUUGAUCGCAAGGUGGGGCAAGAGACGAAAAGCAAGAUCUUGCCUUACGUGAGUAAAAUUCUGGUAUGUUUCUUGGUGGGUACCUUGAUAUGGCUCUUAAAAACCUUGCUUGUUAAGGUUCUGGCUUCAUCGUUCCAUGUGAAUACCUUCUUCGAACGAAUCCAGGAAGCUUUGUUUAGUCAGUACGUGAUAGAAACGCUCUCUGGUCCACCAUUGCAUAAGAGACAUAUCACACAAGAAGGAACGGCCGUUCCGGAGAUUCAACAAGUUCAAAACGCUGGUGCCAGUAUGCCUGGUGACCUCGGCACAACUCUGCUUCCAAGGAUUGGAAUUGGGAAACCAGAAAGAUGCCGCUCGAUUGGAAAAAAGCCAAGAUUUUCUAAGACAAAUUCGAAAAAACAAGAUCAUGAGAUCCCAAUUGAUCACCUGCAUAAGAUGAACCAGAAGAACAUAUCUGCUUGGAACAUGAAGAGGAUGAUAAAUAUCAUCAGCCAUGGAGCCUUGUCAACACUGGAUGAGCAGAUACUGAAUUCUGAUAUGGAGGAUGACUCUUUAAUGGAAAUAAAAAAUGAAUUUCAGGCUAAAGAGGCAGCUAAGAAGAUAUUUCAGAACGUGGCUAAGCCAGGGAACCCAUGGAUAGACUUGAACGACUUGAUGUGCUUCAUGGAAGAAGAGGAAGCUAAAAAGACAAAGAGUCUCCUUGGAACCCCCUGUGAAAAUGAGAGAAUCAGCAAAGAGUCUCUUAACAGCUGGCUGGUUAAUGCAUUCAAAGAACGCAAAGCACUUGCAUUGUCUCUCAACGACACAAAAACAGCCGUGGACGAACUCCAUAACAUGUUGAACAUAAUUGUAGCUCUCAUAAUUUUCGUAAUCUGGCUCGUUAUACUUGGAAUUCCCAUCGCUCAUUUCCUCGUCUUCAUAAGCUCCCAAGUUCUCCUGGUGGCGUUCGUCUUUGGGAACACCUGCAAGACAGUUUUCGAAGCAAUCAUUUUCUUAUUCAUAAUGCAUCCAUACGACGUCGGUGAUAGAUGUGAAGUGGAUGGAGUCCAUAUGACAGUGGAAGAGAUGAAUAUAUUAACAACUGUGUUUCUCAGGUACGACAACCAGAAGAUCAAGUACCCCAACAGUGUUUUAGCCAAGAAGCCAAUUGGUAACUUUUAUCGCAGUCCAGAUAUGUAUGAGAUUAUUGAAUUCUGUGUCCACAUCUCGACUCCGUUGGAGAAAAUUUCCACCCUGAAAGAAAGAGCAAUAAGACACGUAGAAAGCAACAGGGAUCAUUGGCACCCAGCUCCAAUGAUGGUGGUGACGGAGGUUGAAGACAUGAACAAAGUGAAGAUAUCAAUGUGGCUGCAACACAGACUCAACUUUCAGCAGGCGGGCCCGAGAGCGAUAAGGAGAGCACAGCUGAUUGAAGAAAUGAUCAGAGCCUUCAAAGAUCUUGGCAUUGAAUAUCGUAUGUUGCCACUCGAUGUGAACGUCCGCAAUAUGCCAACUUUGGCAUCGAACAGGCUCCCUUCAAAUUGGACUGCUUGUGCCAAUGGUAUCUAAAUCUUUUACCCAGGCGGAAUGGAGGCUGCCAACCGUUGAACUCUGGCCUCGAAAUAAACAGUAGACUUGAUGAAAGUGAUCAUAUAUGUAGUAAAGAUAUUACAUAUCUAUGAUCUCAAACAGCAGAAAAUAAAACUGAAAAAUAAAUUUCAAUCGUCAAAAUGUUAUAUAAAUUUGAAGAUUGACGCAAGCUCCAA